Messenger RNA from Aspergillus tubingensis, 267 nucleotides. Its product is annotated as Arrestin (or S-antigen), N-terminal domain family protein. The coding region runs from base 1 to 267 and encodes 88 amino acids. The transcript has 4 exons. NCBI's taxonomy places the organism in Eukaryota, Fungi, Ascomycota, Eurotiomycetes, Eurotiales, Aspergillaceae. The record is from RefSeq and is a predicted model, not a curated record.
AUGAGCGCUCCCGGAUACUACAACGGCCCUCCUCCCCCGCCCCAGGCGUACCCUCCCCAGGGCUAUCCGCCUCCGCAGGGUGGUUAUCCUCCCCAGGGAUACCCCCAGCAGCCCUACCCUCCGAUGCAAUACCAGCAACAGCCUCCUCCCCAGCAGAAGGACCGCGGAUGUCUCGGUGCCUGCCUGGCCACGCUCUGCUGCUGCUUCCUGUGUGAGGAAUCCUGCGAAUGCUGCUUCGAGUGCAUCGAGUGCUGUGAAAUGUGUUAA